AUGGCGCCCAACGCCAUUGGCCGGCUCCUUCGCCAGACCCCAAGCACACUCCAGCAAUCAUUGAACUUCACACAAAAACGAAGCUGGUCAGCAAGAACGAUUCCCACAUUAUCUCCGACACCAUCCCCCGAACUCGAUCAUAUCCUCAACCGGUUCCGUGAAGAGAUGUUCAUCCCAUAUGCACUGAAUGUCAGCCAACGUAACCUGAUAUAUCGCCCGCGCAAUGCGAAUAAAUUAAACGGACACCCGGUCAUCGUGCCAAUUGGCGCGAAUGAAGAAUCUUAUCAACUUCGCUCAAUCGACGUAUUCUCACUACCAUCAACGAAGGACGUGAUUCGUGUGCUCUCCCUAAUGCAUGAAACGAAAGAUUGGUCAAACUUAGCCACUUUCCUUACCGGAAUCCACAAGAGUAAUAGGAAUGUCUCACUGAACCGCUGGGAAUGGUUGGUACGGAAAGCGGGAGAGUCGAACGGCCUUGGGCAGCUCCUGAAGUGCGCCCAACAAUCAAAGUCAACUCGAUUCGAACUUAAGAACAAUUCUCUUGUGGAGCGGCUUUUCUUUGAGCUUCAUUCGAUGGGUCAACGAAAUGGCUUUGCUGGGCCCGGCAUCGUGAAGGUCAAUGGCCUUGCGAAGUCGUUUGCUCUUCUGAUGGAAGCCCCAGAACAUGCUGUCCAUGAGUUAGAAAACGACCCCAAAAAGAACCCCCUCGUCAUUGGAACUUUGUUAGAGCUUAGCGCUGCUAAGGCCUUGAGUGAAGGCGGCACUGAUGGAGUCCGUGAAGUUGAAUCUCUUACGCAGCGCCUUCUUGCCAGCUGGAAAACCCAGGACCUAAGUAAAGAAAGGAAGGAUUGGUACUCUAUCGAUCAUCUUUUGCAGCAACUCGUGCCAACUUACAAUGGCUUGAAGCUUGCCUUGCAACUGGACGGUAUUGCGAAUAACAAGCAAAUUUCGUCAGGAUUGAAGACGCGCACGAAUGAGUUUGGGAUGCUCAUCGCAAAGUUCAAGAAAGCGGUACCCAAGCGGGUCCAGGAGAAACCCACAGUCGGCCUUAAACAGGCCCAGCUACUGCAUCAGAACUAA
Messenger RNA from Aspergillus puulaauensis, 1080 nucleotides. RefSeq lists its product as uncharacterized. Lineage: Eukaryota; Fungi; Ascomycota; Eurotiomycetes; Eurotiales; Aspergillaceae. The coding region runs from base 1 to 1080 and encodes 359 amino acids. The record is from RefSeq and is a predicted model, not a curated record. The transcript has 2 exons.